GGGGUUGGGGAAACAGUAGUGNCUCCCUCGCUCGCCGUCGCGCCCCUUAUCGGUUUCCUGCUCUUUCUCUUCCAUUGAUCCGUCUUCCAAACUCCUUCUUCACUGAAAGCGAGAGGAACCCUAAUUUUUGGGCUGCAAAAAUGUCGGGGAAGGGAGCCAAGGGUCUGAUAAUGGGCAAAUCUGCCUCCAACAACAAGGACAAAGAUAAAAAGAAACCUGUCUCUCGCUCUUCCCGCGCUGGUCUCCAGUUUCCAGUGGGAAGGGUUCACCGGCAACUAAAGACAAGGGUUGCCGCAAAUGGACGAGUUGGGGCUACAGCAGCCGUAUACACAGCAGCUAUCUUGGAGUACCUGACUGCAGAGGUGUUGGAGCUGGCCGGAAAUGCUAGCAAGGAUCUGAAGGUGAAGCGUAUAACACCAAGGCAUCUGCAGCUCGCAAUAAGAGGAGAUGAAGAACUGGACACACUCAUUAAAGGAACCAUUGCUGGCGGAGGAGUCAUCCCCCACAUCCACAAGUCACUCAUUAACAAAUCCUCCAAGGAAUAGAGAUUAUUAGUAUGCCUUUUUAUUUUUCAUCUUACAGCUUAGUUGAGUGGUUGUGUCAUUGUCAUAUGCUCAGUCCUGUCACUGUCUGGUCCAAUUUAGUAGCAAGGGGAGAAGAUAUUUCUCGUUUUGUAAGGUUAAAGAAUGGGAAAUCCCUUUUAUUUUUAGUCAUUUCUGACUUCGGGUUGCUUCGACUUCGAUCGACACUGCCAAUGUAAUUGACGACUCACAUUAUU
Molecule: messenger RNA, 778 nt
Organism: Cucurbita pepo subsp. pepo (vegetable marrow)
Lineage: Eukaryota; Viridiplantae; Streptophyta; Magnoliopsida; Cucurbitales; Cucurbitaceae
Product: putative histone H2A variant 3
Cellular component (GO): nucleosome
Molecular function (GO): DNA binding; structural constituent of chromatin; protein heterodimerization activity
Source: RefSeq, a predicted model, not a curated record